GGAACUAGAGAGGAUUGAAUACAUUGUUGUUGCAUUGUUGCAUGCGGUGAGAUGGCUAAGACUACCCGAUCGAGGCAGGUGAGGCGGUGAUCGAUCGCGCGCUGGUGGAGAGGGAGAUGGCGUCUAAUUAGUUGGAGUGGGACUGCGAGUGUUGAGGUUCAGUGCUCAGAUGGAAUGCUCAGUAUGUCAACAGAAGCAGCGCCAGUUCUACUGCCACGACUGCCUCAAGCAACAUGUCCUCUCCUUCCGCCUCCAGUCCACCCACCUUGCUCACGACAGAGAUGCCUCCGUCGCCUCUGCACAGAACUCCCUCUCUUCUGUAGUCCAGCCCGCUCGUCUCAGACGUGCUGACGUCCGCGAGUGCGAAGAUCGUGUGCGAGAGGUCUGGGAUGGCCUCGAGGGCGUUAGAAAGCACAAUGACAGCCUAAUAUCUCGCAUCCGUGACCUACGCGACACUCUCUCAACUCGCAGGCGUACCCUUGCCAUUGCCUCCACUACUCUCAUCCCCUCUGCCUCCUCGUCUUCGUCCGCUUCCUCUCAUUCACGUUCUCAUUCUUCCUCCGCCUCACCUCCUCUCCUCUCCACUUCUCCUUCUACACCAUCUCGUCCAUCCGCCCUCUCAAUUAGGCGCAUGAGUGGCACAACUGCCCGUAUCCCAGGUACCACUCUCCCCAUUCCAAUCGUAAAGUCUUUAGAUCCCACUCCCUCUAUACCAGCUUCUACUUCCACUCCUCCAUCCGUAUUGACCUCUGCAUCUACCUCUCCUCGAACCCGUCCACUCUCUGUUCUCGCACGUCCUAAUUCCCAACCGCUCGUAUCCCAAGUACACUCCUCACCACAGCCUCCUUCAACCAUUGCAGGAGACCCAUAUUUGGCACAUCAGAUCGCAGAGGCCGAGUCUAAUCUCGCUCAUCUCUCUGACACCAUUGCCAGGGCGCGGAGUGGCUUGGUUCAAGAAUUGGUAGAGGUCUUUAGCGUCGUCGAGGUUGGCGGGCGUCCGCCCGUAGGAGGCAAGGCGGGAUCGAAAGGUGAAUGGACGAUCGGUGGAUUAGUCUUACCAGUCCCAGGAGAUAUUCGACGAUACCCACCAGACCACAUCAACGCCGUCCUAACCCACACCAUCCAUUUCCUUUCCCUUCUCGCCUUCUAUCUCGGUAUCAAACUCCCCUUCGAAGUAGUUUGGAGUCGAUCCGGAGUCUCGCCCGGCUCCCAUUCAUCCAAUUCUUCCAGUUCAGGCAAGUUCACCUUUCUCCAGUCGUGUUUAUCCUUUCGAAUGGCCACAAUGUCAUUAUGUUUGGAGAUAUUGAUUAAUGACAUCUAUUUAGGCGAUUCGAAUGCACGAGGGGGCGUGUAUGGUUUAUUAGGUGUUGGGACACCUUGGAUAGGAGCUAUCCGAGGUGGAGAAGGAGGCGGUUGGGCUCGAUGGUCAACAAAGCACCCUCUACACGUCUCCGCAUCCUCACGUCCAGCCUCAACCACCCCCGCAACCUCCCCCACAUCCCCCACAUCCCCAUCCCAAGCACACUCCUCAACAUCCAAACCCACUCCUCCCACUUCCCUGACAUCGUCUCCCAUCGACUUAUCCGAUUCGACCUACUUAGCGUCAGCUAUGAGCACACCUUCGUCGACGAGUGCUUCGGGGACGAGUUUUACUACGGCGUUGUCGAUGUUGCUUUAUGAUGUUUGUUAUUUGGCGUUCUGUGAGGGUGUGGAUAUACCGCUUGCACAGGCUGGUGAGGUGCUGGGUAAUUUGUGGGGGGUUUGUUGUAGUCCUGAACUGGGCAGGAAAUCACACGCAACACAUCCACAUAUCCCCUACCCAACACCCCCUUCCUUCCCCCUAGACUUCGCACAACUCCUUCAAGCAACGACGAGUAACCCGUCCAGAGCCAACGCUCGUGUACGUGGGUUCAGUUCGAGUCAUUCUAAGGAUGCUGGUGGUAGUGGGAAGCGUGGUGGGACGAGUAUUGUUGGUACCAGUGGGGGACGGAGGAUGAGAGGGAAUGGGAGGAGGGAGGAUGUUAUCGAGGAAGAGGAUGGUUGGGAUUUAGUUUGAUUUCGGGGGUUGGGGAGACUUUGGGUCUUUGCAGUGAGUUCUGUGCCAUACCUUGAUGUAUCUAUAUCCAUCGCUGCCGCUUGCAUGUUGACCGCUGUAGUAUAUCGCUGAUAGAAUGAAAUAUAUUGUAUUAUAACCGAGUAACGGCGUAGUGAUGCGUAGUAUUCCAUGAAUACAGUCCGAAUGGUUUG
This is a messenger RNA of Somion occarium, 2247 nucleotides long. NCBI's taxonomy places the organism in Eukaryota, Fungi, Basidiomycota, Agaricomycetes, Polyporales, Cerrenaceae. The record is from the annotation of a GenBank genome assembly.